Messenger RNA from Trichomycterus rosablanca, 825 nucleotides. RefSeq names its product transcriptional and immune response regulator a (gene tcima). Gene Ontology annotation, cellular component: nucleus; cytosol. The transcript has a single exon. Bases 129 to 425 code for a protein of 98 amino acids. NCBI's taxonomy places the organism in Eukaryota, Metazoa, Chordata, Actinopteri, Siluriformes, Trichomycteridae. Gene Ontology annotation, biological process: endothelial cell activation involved in immune response; negative regulation of Notch signaling pathway. Gene Ontology annotation, molecular function: Notch binding. The record is from RefSeq and is a predicted model, not a curated record.
CUCGCUCAUCCUCAAACAACCGGAGAAGCGCGAGCCUCCAGCGGACACGAGCGAUCUGGCGAGGAAAAGCCGCACUGACACAAACCACAAAGACACCAAGAGAACGAGGAAGACCCGGCCUGUCUGACAUGGCGCAGAGAACCGAGAGCAGGCGCGUGAGUCCGAGCCCGCGCGCCAACCGCUUCGACAGCGCGCGCCGCAAGCGCGCCUCGCCGCACAUCUUCGAGCAGGUGAGCGAGGAGUCCCUCGCGCGCCUCUUCCGCAAGGCGGGCGACAAGAAAGCCGAGGAGCGCGUGCGCAGCAUCUUCUCGUGCGCGCACGACCCGGACGAGACGGCGCGCGCCCUCAUGGCCCUGCGCCAGCGCAAGAAGGACAAGCUCCUGCAGAUCAUCCGCACCGUGCGCACCUUCCUGCACGUGCGCUGAACGCCGAGCGCAUGCCGGCGGCUCCGGGUGGAGAGAGCCGCGUGACACGCACCCAGACACGGUCACGGACGCGGGACACCGAACCCCCGAGACUCUGGAACGAAGUGGUCGCACAGGGAUGGAGCGCGCACGCAGUGACUGUGGCGCUCGAUAACCGUCGACUUCCAUGCCGUGAUGAUGCCACGUCGAUGCCACGAUGAUGCCACGCACGUGGAGAACAAAGCAGCAGCAGCAGCACCGGAAUGAACUUUUCCUGCACGUGCAUUGCACACAGAUGCAAGGACUGCAUGCAGAUGCAUUUCUGGACUGGUGGACAUUUUCAACAUGAAGUAUUUGUGUCAUUGAUAUUUAUUUAAAUGCACUUAUGCAUUUAUUAUCUUUAAUAAACGAUUAAAUUAAA